CAUUGUCGAAAUGGACUGGCAGCCUUGUCGCCGUAACAUUGGAGUUCAUUUUGGAUUGUAAAAAAAGUGCAAAAACCUAAAUUUUACGCAUAAAUAAUUAGUACAUAGUGUAAUUAAGAAGCGCUUCAGCAAACAAUUCAUAUCCACCCACACACACACACACAUACAUACACACAUCGAAAUGGCCGAGAUGUCGCUUAAGCCAAAAAGAGUGGAAUUUGGUGAGAUCUGGAAUCCGUUGAGUCGCACUGUCGAAUCACUGAUAACAUUGCGAGCAGUUGAUCGCAAAGUCUGGAAUGCAUGCUUUUCCGAUGUUUAUACAUUGUGCGUGGCACAGCCGGAACCAAUGGCCGAUCGACUCUAUACCGAGACAAAGAAUUUCCUGGAGUCUCACGUCCGGGACAUGCUGGCCAACAAGGUGAUGGCGAAGCAUGAUGCAGCCAAUGCCAAUAAUACGAAUAGCCGGCCAGAUCUACUGCAGCGCUAUUAUACCACCUGGACGGAAUAUAGCCAGGGCAUCCAGUAUCUUCAUAAAUUAUACAAUUACUUAAACCAGCAGCACAUCAAAAAGCAAAAGAUCACAGACACGGAUACCAUGUAUAGCAAUCAGACUAGUGCGGCCGGGCAAAUGGAAAUCGGUGAGCUUGGCUUGAAUAUUUGGCGCGUGAUUAUGGUCGAGUAUCUGGCUGAGGAUCUGGUGCGUCACAUAUUGGAGGGCAUUGCAGCGGAUCGGGCCAGCAACGGUACACUCGAUUCGCAUCGUGUACAGGUCAUUAAUGGCGUUAUACACAGCUUUGUUGAAGUGGAGAACUAUGAGAAGGUCAUCAAUGACGUUGUGAACAACGUGGAUAACGAAAAGACUCAAAAGCCAGACUCGUUAAAUUUAAAACUGUAUCAGGAGCACUUCGAGGGACCGAUGCUGGAGGCGAGCGGCGCCUACUAUAUGAUCGAGGCCAACAAGCUACUGCAACGUUGCACCGUUUCACAGUACUUGCAAGAGGUUAUUAAGAUACUGGAGUGUGAGACUAAGAGAGCGGAAAAGUUUCUUCAUAAAACUUCGUUGCCAAAGCUGCGCAAGCAAUGUGAAGAGAAAUUCAUUAACGAUCGCUUGGGCUACAUAUAUUCAGAGUGCCGGGAUAUGGUAUCGGAGGAGAGGCGUCAAGAUCUACGUAAUAUGUACAUUGUGCUCAAGCCCAUACAAGAUAAUCUAAAAGCGGAGCUGAUACAAACCUUUCUGGAGCACAUAAAAAACGAGGGCCUGGAAACGGUGUAUGCGCUCAAGGGCGAGAAUAUACACAUUGCUUUCGUUGAGAAUAUGCUGAAGGUGCAUCACAAGUAUCAGGAGCUGAUUGCCGAUGUCUUUGAGAACGAUUCGCUGUUCCUUAGCGCGCUGGACAAGGCCUGCGCCAGCGUUAUCAAUCGACGUCCCAGCGAACGGCAGCCGUGCCGUAGCGCUGAAUAUGUCGCCAAAUACUGUGAUACACUGUUAAAGAAAUCGAAAACCUGCGAAGCGGAAAUCGAUCAGAAACUCACAAAUAAUAUAACUAUAUUCAAAUACAUUGAGGACAAGGAUGUGUAUCAAAAGUUCUACAGUCGAUUGCUAGCGAAGCGUCUUAUACACGAGCAAAGCCAGAGUAUGGAUGCCGAGGAGGGCAUGAUUAAUCGCCUAAAGCAAGCUUGCGGCUAUGAAUUCACCAAUAAACUGCAUCGCAUGUUCACGGAUAUUUCAGUCUCCACAGAUUUGAACAAUAAGUUCAACAAUCAUUUAAAGGACAACGAUAUUGAUCUGGGUAUAAAUCUGUCAAUUAAAGUGCUGCAGGCGGGCGCUUGGCCCUUGGGCUCGACACAAGUUAUACCAUUUGCAGUGCCCCAGGAAUUCGAAAAGUCCAUCAAAAUGUUUGAGGACUAUUAUCAUAAUUUAUUCAGCGGUCGCAAACUGACCUGGCUGCAUCAUAUGUGCCAUGGCGAACUGAAGCUGAGUCACCUCAAAAAGUCCUACAUUGUGACAAUGCAGACGUAUCAAAUGGCGAUAAUAUUGCUUUUCGAGACCUGCGAUACGCUCAGCUGUCGUGAGAUCCAAAAUACGUUGCAAUUAAAUGAUGAAACGUUUCAGAAGCAUAUGCAGCCGAUGAUUGAAUCCAAAUUGUUAAAUGCCAAUUCAGAGAAUCUCUCGGGUGAUACGCGCAUCGAAUUGAAUUUCGAUUAUACCAAUAAGCGUACGAAAUUUAAGAUAAGCUCGGCGUUACAAAAGGAAACGCCACAGGAGGUGGAGCAUACGAUCAACUCGGUGGAUGAGGAUCGUAAACUCUUUCUACAGGCUGCCAUUGUGCGUAUUAUGAAGGCGCGCAAAGUCUUGAAGCACAACGCUCUGAUACAAGAGGUACUGUCUUUAUCGAAAGUUAGUUUUACGCCCAAUAUCGCAAUGAUCAAAAAAUGCGUUGAAUCGUUAAUUGACAAACAAUAUAUUGAGCGUACAGCUAACUCUGGUGACGAGUAUAGCUAUAUGGCUUAGACUGCGGAUGGCUCGGACGGCUGACUAGAGAUUACUACAACGGAAAAAAAAACAA
This is a messenger RNA of Drosophila arizonae, 2567 nucleotides long. RefSeq names its product cullin 2 (gene Cul2). The record is from RefSeq and is a predicted model, not a curated record. Gene Ontology annotation, cellular component: cullin-RING ubiquitin ligase complex. Gene Ontology annotation, biological process: ubiquitin-dependent protein catabolic process. Lineage: Eukaryota; Metazoa; Arthropoda; Insecta; Diptera; Drosophilidae. Gene Ontology annotation, molecular function: ubiquitin protein ligase binding.